Messenger RNA from Centruroides sculpturatus (bark scorpion), 1061 nucleotides. RefSeq names its product replication factor C subunit 5-like. Gene Ontology annotation, biological process: DNA repair; DNA-templated DNA replication. The record is from RefSeq and is a predicted model, not a curated record. The coding region runs from base 46 to 627 and encodes 193 amino acids. Gene Ontology annotation, molecular function: ATP hydrolysis activity; DNA clamp loader activity; DNA binding. The transcript is spliced from 7 exons. NCBI's taxonomy places the organism in Eukaryota, Metazoa, Arthropoda, Arachnida, Scorpiones, Buthidae. Gene Ontology annotation, cellular component: DNA replication factor C complex; nucleus.
UAUAAAUAUGUAUAUUUUAGUUUUAACGAAUUUUGGCGAUUGUAAAUGACGGUAAUUUGGCAAAUUUGGCGGGAGAAGUUCAAAAUGGCGAUAGAAGAGGAUAUCGUAGUGGAGAAAAAGAUAAAUUUACCAUGGGUAGAAAAGUAUCGGCCAGCAAAAUUAAAUGAAUUGAUUUCUCAUGAAGACAUCAUAAAUACAAUAAAUAAGUUUAUACAAGAAGAUCGACUCCCUCAUCUUUUGUUUUAUGGUCCUCCGGGUACCGGUAAAACUUCUACUAUAUUAGCAUGUGCAAAACAAAUUUAUAGCCAAAAAGAAUUUGGAUCCAUGGUAUUAGAGUUAAAUGCGUCAGAUGACCGGGGUAUCGGAGUUGUUAGACAGCAGAUCCUUAAUUUUGCAAGUACACGAACAAUAUUCAAAUCUGGUUUCAAGCUUGUUAUAUUAGAUGAAGCUGAUGCAAUGACACAGGAUGCUCAAAAUGCUCUUAGAAGAGAUAUAAACAAACUGAAAACUUUAAAAGGUCUUGCCUUACAAGAUAUUUUAAAUCAAGUUCAUUUAUACAUUCAUAGAAUUGAGUUCUCUCCUAAUGUGAAAAUAUACUUGCUGGAUAAGAUGGCAGAUAUAGAGUAAGUAUUUAAACAUAUUUAUUUUAUUUAUUACAAUAUUGAUGAAGUUUAAUUAAAUUUCUAAUAUAUUCUUUACAAAUUAAUUUAUACAUAAAUUAUACAAAAUUUUGCAUAAUUUGUGAAAUUGGCACAUCAAUUGCUUACUUCGUGAAUUGGGCAAAUUUUCUAUUUCAUAAAAAAUAGACAAUUCAAAUUUAGCCUAUUUUGUGAAAUUGUCAUUUUAUAUUUUCUAAUAAGACUUCUGUCUUAUUCACUCAUUGAGUUAUGGACUAGAAAAUGCUAAGCAAAGAUAUAUUUUAGUAUUGUCUUCUUGAAAAUUAUUUUAUGGUGUAUUAUAUUUUCUUAAUGAUAUACUAUACUUUAUAAUGAACAUGUUACAUUAAAUGCUAGAUUAGGGCGUAAGUAUUUAUAAUAAAAAAUAUUAAGUAUUCACAGCAA